AUGUCAGACAUCGUGCCUUUUACGAUCAAUGUCCCGGAUGCGCUGCUAGAGGAGACGAGAGUCAAGCUCAAGUACGCUCGUCUUGACGAUGCCAUGGGAUCCGUUGAAUGGAACGACCUUGAGAUCGGCCACAAAGCGUUCAAGGAGCUCGUUCAGUUCUGGCGUGACGAGUAUGACUGGAAGAACUAUGAGUCCUUCUUGAACACCUUCCACCACUUCAAAACCACGAUACAGGUGCCCGGCUUUGAGGCCCUAGGCAUCCACUUUCUUCACCAUCGGUCAUCGAGGCCAGACGCCGCCCGGCUCUUUCCUGGAGGUCCUCAAAAUCCUCCCACUGCUGACUGA
Molecule: messenger RNA, 345 nt
Organism: Verticillium dahliae VdLs.17
Lineage: Eukaryota; Fungi; Ascomycota; Sordariomycetes; Glomerellales; Plectosphaerellaceae
Product: juvenile hormone epoxide hydrolase
Exons: 3
Coding region: 1-345 (114 amino acids)
Biological process (GO): epoxide metabolic process
Molecular function (GO): epoxide hydrolase activity
Source: RefSeq, a predicted model, not a curated record